This is a messenger RNA of Dendroctonus ponderosae (mountain pine beetle), 2091 nucleotides long. RefSeq names its product probable 28S rRNA (cytosine-C(5))-methyltransferase. NCBI's taxonomy places the organism in Eukaryota, Metazoa, Arthropoda, Insecta, Coleoptera, Curculionidae. Gene Ontology annotation, biological process: rRNA base methylation; maturation of LSU-rRNA. Gene Ontology annotation, cellular component: nucleolus. The record is from RefSeq and is a predicted model, not a curated record. The coding region runs from base 93 to 2078 and encodes 661 amino acids. Gene Ontology annotation, molecular function: rRNA (cytosine-C5-)-methyltransferase activity; RNA binding. The transcript has 10 exons.
GGAUAACGCAUAACCUCAACUACUACCGAUCAAAAUUAAAACAACCAGCGUACCGAGUGUGACGCAAACACGUGUACUAAAGAAUAAAUAAAAUGGGUAGAAAGGCAAAAUUUAACGAGGGUGAGAUAGUGAAAAAAGGCCCUGGCAAGAAGGCGAAGAAGCAGAAGGAUCCAGUUCUUCCAAAGAGUUUAAAAGCUCCUGAAGACUCUCUGAAGCAACUCAGCUCCAGGCAGAAAAAAAGGGUCAAGAAACGUGAAGAAAAGAAAGUUGAACUCUUGAAAAAGCGUCAAGAAAAUAGAAAAAACAAAAAGAAAGAAAGCGAUGAAAAGAUUCCUCCACCUCCGCAACAAGAUUCUAGCGAAGAAGACUUUAGUGAAGAUGAAGAGAUGGCUUCAGAGGACGAUAACGUGAAAGUAGACAAUUUAAAUGACUUGUCAGAUUCAGAAGAAAACCACAGUGACGAUUCUUACUCUGAUGAAGAUGACCUACUUCCAAUUGAAAAGGAAAACAUUAAACUCAAGAAGAAACAAGCUCUUGAGGAAAAGGAAGCAGAAGCAGAAAUGCAGUUAAAUAUAGCCAAUCAAGAAUCCUUUAAAUUUCCUACUAAAGAAUCAGAGGAAGAGGUCAAAUCUCUGCAGGAUGUUCAGCAAAGAAUCCGGGAAAUAAUCGCUGUUUUAUCCGAAUUCAGUAAGCUUCGUGAUGCUGAACAUUCCCGUAGUGAAUACAUCGAUCUCCUAAAGGAAGAUCUGUGCACUUAUUACAGCUACAAUGAUUUUCUGAUGGAAAAGUUGAUGCAAUUGUUCCCGCUGUCUGAGCUUUUGGAGUAUCUUGAAGCCAGCGAAGUACAGCGUCCUUUGACCAUUCGAACCAACAGUUUGAAAACGCGGCGCAGAGAUCUGGCUCAGGCGUUAAUUAAUAGGGGUGUUAAUUUAGAUCCAAUUGGGAAAUGGAGCAAGGUCGGCUUGGUGGUUUACUCAUCUCAAGUUCCCGUGGGCGCUACUCCUGAAUAUUUGGGCGGUCACUAUAUUAUUCAAGGAGCCUCGAGUUUCUUGCCAGUCAUGGCUUUAGCUCCGCAAGAAAAUGAGCGAAUCCUUGACAUGUCAUCUGCACCAGGUGGUAAAGCUUCGCAUAUCGCAGCUCUGAUGAAGAAUACAGGUGUGCUAUUCGCAAACGAUUCCAACAAAGAUCGUACUAAGGCAAUAGUGGGCAAUUUUCACCGGUUAGGCGUUGUCAACAGUGUAAUCACUUGCAUGGAUGGCAGAAAUAUACCCAAGUUAAUGAAAGUAUUCUUUGAUAGAGUGCUGUUAGAUGCUCCUUGUACCGGAACCGGAGUUGUGGCCAAAGACAAUAGUGUCAAGACGAGUAAAAACGAAAUUGAUAUCCAGAGGUGUUACAACCUACAAAGGCAGUUGUUGUUAGCUGCUAUUGAUUCCGUCAAUGCAAAAUCACCUACAGGAGGGUACAUUGUCUACUCAACUUGCUCAGUUUUAUUGGAAGAAAACGAAUGGGUCAUAGAUUUCGCUUUGAAGAAGAGAAACGUUAAACUAGUAGAUACCGGACUUGGAUUCGGCACUGAAGGAUUCACUAAAUAUCGGCAUUUAAGGCUUCAUCCAACGUUAAAUUUAACGAGGAGAUUCUAUCCACAUGAGCACAAUAUGGAUGGAUUUUUCGUAGCCAAGCUAAAGAAGUUCUCAAAUGUUAUUCCUACGAGUGACACUUCUGAUAUUGCAGAGGAAGUUGAAGAAGAAAUUGAAGAGGCCCAUGAAAUCAGUCUCGAUGAAACUGUAGGAGAAACGAAAAGCACAAAAGUGGAAAAGGCAAAGAAGAAAGCAUCACUAAACGGUUUUAAGGCAAAAGGUGUAAAUGGUCAACGUCAAUUUAACAAAAAAAUUGAAGAUCAAGAGGAGCCAAGUAAAAUAUCUUGGGAGGAUGUACCUAAGAAGACGAGUGUUAAAUUGGGCAAAAAAUUGAAGACCGUUUCCAAAAAGAAGAAAAUUGGAAGCUUAAAAUCAAACAAACCUGACAAGAAACAUUUAAAACAUAAAAAUGUGAAGCUAGUUAAAAGACACAAUAAAUAAAACUAAAAUAUUU